CAAAAUUAUAAAUAAAAUAAAAACGUGGAUUCAGUUUAAUAGAAAUAUGAUAAGAAAUACUAUUAAGAGGUCACUGCUCUUACUUUUUAUAAAAUUAGUUAUUACCGAUAGUUUUAUUCCAACAAAAUUUGCAAGUAAAAUUAUAAGAGGAUGGAAUUUGUACUUUCAUGUAGCGUUUUCUGAUUCAUUUCAUAUGUGUGACGGAAUAUUUUUAAGACCAGAAGUGUAUCUUACGGAUGCAGCUUGUAUUCAUCAUGUACUGAAAACAGAUAAAAUCGAUAGAGUUUUCAUCAACAAGUCAUUGAAUAAAUCGACAAAUAUGAAGAAUAUCGAUGUCAAUCUUAAAAUCGGUGUUUAUAAUGAAGAUUUGACAAAUGGUUACGAUGAAUCUGGACGUCAUAUUGCUAUUUUAAUAACCGGUAGUCAAAUUCCGUAUGAUGACAUCAAUGAAAAAUUUAUUGAAUUACCGAAAAAUAUAGAAGAUGUUGAUUUAUCGAGAUGCUUUCUACGUCAGCAUGAUGGAUAUGAAGCGAAUAUUAGUCCAUGUAUAAUAGCCGAUAACAACAGAACCCUCACAUGUAUUUAUAAUUUCAAUAUUAACGAGCAACAAGAUUCCGGAAAUACUGUUAUGUGUAAUUUCAAACAAGAUUUCAAUAACCAGGUUCUCGUUGGAAUUUGGUCGAAAAACAAACCUAUAAACUUUGAUGCGGAUAAUCCGUUGAUGGUGAUUGAAAAUAUCUGUGAUUUACGUGAUAUCAUUGAUAAAAAUUUCCAGUUUUUAGAUUUGUAAGAUUAUUUAUAUGUGUAGUUGUUUAAUUAUACCAAUAAAAUA
Messenger RNA from Microplitis demolitor, 832 nucleotides. RefSeq lists its product as uncharacterized. The record is from RefSeq and is a predicted model, not a curated record. The coding region runs from base 47 to 790 and encodes 247 amino acids. Lineage: Eukaryota; Metazoa; Arthropoda; Insecta; Hymenoptera; Braconidae. The transcript is spliced from 3 exons.